GGUUAAUCUGGUCUCUGCAGCCUACGAGGGAGAGGAUGAAGCCUGGCAGAAGAACUGCAUCGUUCAUACCUCUCCCUGGAGUCCCUGCUCAAAGACCUGCGGGCUGGGCAUCUCCACCAGGAUUUCUAAUGACAACGACCAGUGCCAGCUCCUGAAGGAAAGCCGCCUGUGCAACAUGCGGCCCUGCGAGGUGGAUAUAACCAAGCACAUUAGGCCUGGGAAGAAGUGCUUGGCUGUCUACAGGGCCAACGAACCAAUGAACUACACCAUCUCAGGAUGUGUGAGCAAAAGUCCAUAUAGACCCAAAUAUUGCGGCGUCUGCACAGACAACAGGUGCUGCACACCCUACAAGUCCAAGACUAUUGAAGUGAGGUUUCAGUGUCCAGAUGGAACUGAGUUUUCCUGGAAAAUCAUGUGGAUCAAUGCUUGUUUUUGCAAUCUGAACUGCAAGAAUCCCAACGACAUCUUUGCUGACUUGGCUCAUUACCAUGAUUACUCUGAAAUCGCUAAUUAAAUUGGCUGAAUGCUAGAAUUGACCCAUUGCUCUGAUUUUACAGAGGCUUUAAAAUAAAAGGAGAAUCUUCA
This is a messenger RNA of Eurypyga helias (sunbittern), 585 nucleotides long. RefSeq names its product WNT1 inducible signaling pathway protein 1 (gene CCN4). The annotation marks the transcript as partial. Gene Ontology annotation, biological process: cell adhesion; signal transduction. Gene Ontology annotation, cellular component: extracellular matrix. The transcript has 2 exons. Lineage: Eukaryota; Metazoa; Chordata; Aves; Eurypygiformes; Eurypygidae. Gene Ontology annotation, molecular function: heparin binding; integrin binding. The record is from RefSeq and is a predicted model, not a curated record.